AUGAACCGAAACAGCACUCCGGAGGCCUCGACUGCUUCGUCACUCCGUCCGCCGUCAUCACGAACAGCCGCUACUAAUAAUCACCACCUUCGCGCAUCCGCUGACAUGGCCGCUCUUGCUGGUCCCGCGACGUCGAAUCGUAUCCGUCCAUCUUCGGACUUUUAUGGCCAACAAGGCCAAGGUCAAGGAGCUGCUGAUGCAGACCCACAGGAUAAAGUGACCCAGCAAUGGAUUGCUGAUAUUGAUCAGUACGAGACAACUCUGGAAGAAAUGGCUGCCGCCACCCUGGAUCAGGAUUUCAAGGACGAACUCAGUGCUAUUGAACAGUGGUUUCGGGUCCUAUCCGAGGCUGAGCGUACUGCUGCUUUGUAUGCCUUGCUUCAGCAAACUACCCAGGUCCAAAUUCGUUUCUUCAUCCAGGUCCUUCAGCAAAUGGGAAAAAACCACCCCAUGUCUGGCGUGCUAUCCCCGGCCAAUUUUGACAAAGAUCCCAUGUCGAAUCGUCUAAGCGAUGCUAUGAAUAAGUUGAACGUUGGGUCAGCUAGGAACUCGCUUUCGCAACCGCAAGCGUCGACUAAGAGACACUCUGGGCUUGACCCAUCAACUAUAAAUGCUAUGUUCCCUGAUGCUGCGGCUGCCAUUGCCACUGAAAAGGCCAAGUUUACCCAACAGACCGGAAACCAGCCUCCUUCAAACCGCAACAGCACAGCAGUAGAUAUCCGAAGCCCUUUAGGUGCACCAACCAUCUCCGCGCCGACCGAAGGACUUGAUCCCAAUGCACAGAAUCCCGCGUCGCCUUGGGACCAAAGUGGCUCGCGACCCAAGUCAUCAUCCGGUCAGACUCCCAUGGGCCAGUUUGUUCAGCCCCCACCUUCGGCAGGUUUGAGAUCGCCUCGACCCCAACUAGGCGGUAACAAUAAUAUCCAAAGUACCACGCUCAAUGCCCCAGACAAGUCGGCUAACGAAUUGCCGCUUCUCUCGCCAUACGCGGCUGGAAGUGGAAAUUGGGCUUCAAUGGUGAACACCCCUAUGGUUCCAACAUUUAACACUGGUAAUUCCGCCAACCAGGCAGACAUGGUCGCCAAUGCGACGGCAAUGAAACUCGCGGCGUUAUCUACAGUCAACAAUCGUUUCGCCCUUGAUGAUGUACGCAAGUACCGAAGAGCCCGUUCUAACGACGCGCCUGGUCAAAGCCAGAAUUCUAUGCAAUCCGUACCCCAGGGAUCAAAUAUCCCUGGCACAAACAUCAUCAUGGUCAAUGAGCAUGGCCAGGUUCUGAAUAGGGAUCAGAUGCUUGCCCUACAGAACCAUCAGGCCAUGGGUGGGUUCGCAGCCCACAGAUCUCGUCCAAACUCUCCUGGCAUAGCAAUGCAGGGUUUCGGACAAGUGCCUUUUGCUUCUCCGCAAAAUAACGGCUUCCUAAGUGCGUACGAUAGCGCGCAGAACCCGCUCCUAAACAACGGACUUGGUGCCAUCAGCAUGGGUCAACUUGGUGUGGGUGUUCCCGAGGGUUACCUGUCUGAUCACUCGGAUAUGGUUCGUGGCCGAUCGCCCCGUGGACGCCGUGGAACCUCGAAGCCCCCGGAGGAUCCUACUGACCCGACCCUUCUGCAAGAUAUACCAGCCUGGCUUCGAAGUCUAAGACUGCACAAGUACACCGACAAUUUGAAGGACAUGAAAUGGACGGAUCUGAUUGAACUUGAUGAUAAGGCUCUAGAAGAUCGCGGUGUUAAUGCCCUCGGAGCCCGCAGGAAGAUGUUGAAGGUAUUUGAACAAGUCAAGGAGGCCAAGGCAGAUGGCAAGCUGGGCUAG
Messenger RNA from Daldinia childiae, 1812 nucleotides. RefSeq names its product Protein VTS1. The record is from RefSeq and is a predicted model, not a curated record. Lineage: Eukaryota; Fungi; Ascomycota; Sordariomycetes; Xylariales; Hypoxylaceae. The transcript is spliced from 3 exons. Gene Ontology annotation, molecular function: translation repressor activity; mRNA binding; protein binding. Gene Ontology annotation, cellular component: P-body. Bases 1 to 1812 code for a protein of 603 amino acids. Gene Ontology annotation, biological process: regulation of mRNA stability; nuclear-transcribed mRNA poly(A) tail shortening.